Messenger RNA from Plasmodium vivax (malaria parasite P. vivax), 3221 nucleotides. RefSeq lists its product as hypothetical. The transcript is spliced from 2 exons. Bases 1 to 2202 code for a protein of 733 amino acids. The record is from RefSeq and is a predicted model, not a curated record. NCBI's taxonomy places the organism in Eukaryota, Apicomplexa, Aconoidasida, Haemosporida, Plasmodiidae.
AUGGCCAGGAAAGAGAGCAACAAAGGGAGCAAGGAGAGCAAGAAAGAGAGCAAGAAAGAGACCAGGAAGGAGACCAAGAAGGAGACCAGGAAGGAGACCAAGAAGGAGACCAAGAAGGAGACCAAGAAGGAGACCAAGAAAACCGCCAACCGCCUACCCAGCGGAAGGCUGAGCAGCUACGGGGGAGGGCCGCCCGACGCCCGCGAGUGCAGGAAGCAAAUUCUCAAGGGAGGAGAAAACCACGCGUGCAAAAAGAAGCCAAAGGAAAAUGUAGCAACGCCAUCGACGGAUGAAGCAGUCCUGAACAAAAAUAAAUUCCGCCAAGAUUUCCUAAACUUUUACUACGCCUUGAUAGGUAAAGGCAUUAACAGAUCCAAGGCGGACGUGAAGGCAGCCAAGAACAAGUUGGAUGGGGGGUGCGAAAAAAAAUGCAAAGAGAAGCCUAAAGUUUAUCCCAAGGCAAAGUCCUCCUUGCUGGAUGAGUGCUGUGUAAAAAAUAAAGAGAAUUCUCAAAACCCACUGACUGUUUCGAAGGAGGAAGGUGGCUUGCGAAAUGGCGUGUUUGAACCGGAGGAGAAGCAUGCCCGGAGAAAGAGGGGGCCGCAGAAAUCGCACCUCGCCAUGCCGAACGGGGGCAGCGUUGGCGGUGUUGGCAGCGUUGGCGGUGUUAGCGGCGUUGGCAGCGUUGGCAGCAUCAGCAGCUUCAGCGGCCUGGGCAGCCCCAACAGUGUUAGCAGCGUUGGCAGCAUCAGCAGCCUCGACAGCGUCAGCAACCUCAGCAGCGUUAGCAGCGUGGACAGCAGCGGCGUGAGCGUCGGAGGAAGCCUCUCCAGCGUCGACAGUAGUGUGAUAAGCCUUGGUAACAGCCGCGAUAGCAGUGUGAUAAGCCUUGGUAACAGCCGCGAUAGCAGUGUGAUAAGCCUUGGUAACAGCCGCGAUAGCAGUGUGCUCAGCCUGGGAAGCAGCCGCGACAGCCGCUACAGCAGCUGGGGCACGGGGAACAAGACCUAUCACGACAAAAUGCUGACGCACCUGUUUGGUCUAGCCAUCCUCUUCUACAGCAACAGCUCCUACGUGGAAAAAAUGGCCAAACAACUGCCCCAAAAUUACUACCUGUGCUACAGAGAUUUGCACCAAAAUAUAAAACGCAUAUAUGAAAAUAAUUUCACCCAAAUGUAUGAGGAUUUUUACGAAAUGGAAAAAAAAAUGAAGCCAAUUGAGCAAAAAGGAGUGGAAAAAUAUUACUACGCUUUUAACCGUGUGGUUUACACGCUGCUAUUAUUUCUUUACGAAAUUUUGCAGAAGGAGGAUGCUCUGCAUUUAAGCUUUGAGUCGUUGCCGAUGGAAUACCGUCUGAGGAGGGACGAACUGGUGGACACAGUCACCAAGGCCACUCCAAGCGAUAUGAAUGAUAUUUAUUUUACAACUUAUAAAUUUUUCGACGCGAUGUGCACCUGUAUGGACUUAUCCUCCUGCUUUAACUUUAACUACAUUGGCAAGAAGCUUAUUAAUAACCUCCACCAGAAGGGAAGCUUCCACAGCAAAGUCACUUUGGAAAUGAAAAAAAUUAAAGAGUAUAUGGCCAACAUGCAAAACGAUAUAGUGGAAUAUGUGAAGGACUUAAAUUCCUAUUUUAAACACCUUUUGGAAUAUGCUGCUCGGGAAAAUUUAUUUUGCGAACCUGUGUUGUAUUGCUACUCUCUCUUUUUGGACUACUACCUAGCGACGAUUGAUCAACUGCUGGACCACCUGAACAUCCAUUUGAAGUACCCUGUUAACAAAGAAUCGCAAGAAAGCCUCAGCCAUAUAUAUAGAGAACUAAAAACGCAUGCAGACAAUUUGGGGUGCACUAUGCGCUGCUUCUAUUUUAAGAAGAAUAUCAAAUCCGACCCCGAAUUGUCCAUCAUUUCUCUUUUCACAGAUUCUAAAUUUAGGUUACAGCUAGCGGAUAAGUACGCCAGUAAGAAGUACGCGGACUUUAUUGCCCUCAUGCUGAACAUCCUUGACUACCUGCGCGUUUUAGUGGCCUCCCUCACUUCCCUCGUCACCCUCCAAACGGUGCACGCCCUUCUGAUGGACACCGAGCAUGGCAACAUCAAAUAUGAGGACGCCAUGAAGGUGAUGAGGUACUUCACCAGGUACAUCUCGCACAACAGCUCUGUGUUAGCGCAGCGGAGCGGGGCGCCGUGGAGCGGAGCGUGAAGAGAGCGAAGCGUGAAGAGAGCGAAGCGUGAGGAGAGCGAAGCGUGAGGAGAGCGAAGCGUGAGGAGAGCGAAGCGUGAGGAGAGCGAAGCGUGAGGAGAGCGAAGCGUGAAGAGAUCGAAGCGUGAAGAAAAGGGAAUGGAAGAAAAUCGAAGCGAAAAUAAACUGAUCAAAACUAAACUGAUCUAAACUGAACCAAAAUGAACGGAACGAAAACCCCCGUUGGACGCCCAGCGGAACGCCCCGCAUGUUGCCCCUUUUAACCGAACGGGAUGUGCGAACUUCGCGACGGGAUGCCCCCGCGGCUCGGCCUGUUACCGGGAGAGGUGAGCUUCCCCCCCACACACGCACACCGCUUACCCGAAAAAAGAUACCAUUUUUUAAUUUUCUUGAAGUUACAGUUACGUGGAGAGAGGUACACCCAUCGAUCGCAUGAGGUGUGUACCCACAGCACGUACAAGUAACCCCUCCAACAUUUGGAAAAAUUAAAUCUCGCGCGUAUGUGUGUGUAAAGAACUUAUUCACUUAGUAUUUUCCAAUUAAUUUGCAGACCGCCUCGUUUGUGUACAUGUGUGUGCGCGCGCAUUCGAUGCACGCAUCACGUAUGUUCGUACGUAUGUAUAUAAACACUGUUCAUUUUGUGAAAGCAAUUUUGUCUCUACAGGUUUUUCCCCCUUUUUGUUUACGUGUCAUGACUGCUUUGCUUUUUUUUUUCCAUUUUUUUUGUACAUGUAUGUGUAGUUACUUUUGUAGCAAUUCCUAAAUCACGUGUAUGUGUGGGCGUGGAAAUACACAUUUGUGUUAUGCCUCCGUAGCUGUGCCUUUUUUUUUUUUUUUUUUUUUUUUUAAAUCACCGCGCGCUACUUUUAAAGGGUAGAAGAGGGAGAACAAAAAAAAAAAGACAAAAAAUGAAGGCAAAAAGAGGAGGCAAAAAAGAAGAGGCAAAACAGGCCCACCCCCUUCUUCUCAUGAUUACCUAAACGAACAAUUAACUUUUUUUCAUUUUUAAAACAGUUUUG